AUGCCUCUGUGUUCUCCGUGGCAGGCCAGCAAGGCCGAGGAGAAUGGCUCUGACAGCUUCAUGCACUCCAUGGUCCCACAGCUGGAGCGGCAAAUGGAGACCACCCAGAGCCUGGUGGAAUCCCAUGUGGCUGUUGUCAACAAGACCGUGUGGGACCUCAUGGUUGGUCUCAUGCCCAAGACCAUCAUGCACCUCAUGAUCAACAAUGCCAAGGAGUUCAUCUUCUUGGAGCUGCUGGCCAACCUGUACUUGCGUGGGGACAAGAACAUGCUGAUGGAGGAGUCAGCAGAGCAGGCACAGCAGUCAUAAACACAAUCAGCAUGCCCACGGGGGCCCGUGGGCAACUCCUGGCUGCAGGUUCAGAGCAUCCUAGCUGGAUGCAGGUACCAGGGCUG
Pongo pygmaeus (Bornean orangutan) is the source of this 395-nucleotide messenger RNA. RefSeq names its product putative GED domain-containing protein DNM1P34. Gene Ontology annotation, molecular function: GTP binding; GTPase activity. Lineage: Eukaryota; Metazoa; Chordata; Mammalia; Primates; Hominidae. The record is from RefSeq and is a predicted model, not a curated record. The transcript has 2 exons. Bases 1 to 309 code for a protein of 102 amino acids.